UGGUAGCUUUAUAAACGCUGCGUUUAACGUUGUCUAAAAUCCAAAACGAGUGUUACUUUCUUCCCAGGUGAACGACACAAAGCCCUCAACUUCUCUCACCGUUUUGAUUCUGCAGAAGAAGGAGUGAAUCAUGUCUGGUGAAGAGGAAGAAAACGCCGCUGAACUCAAAAUCGGAGACGAGUUUUUGAAAGCAAAGUGCUUGAUGAACUGUGAGGUUUCAUUAAUUCUGGAACACAAAUAUGAGCAGCUUCAGCAGUCGUCUGAUGAUGCCAUGAAUCAAGUUUCUCAGGUAUUUGAAAAGUCAUUGCAGUAUGUGAAGCGUUUCAGCCGCUACAAAAAUCCUGAUGCUGUUAGACAAGUUCGAGAAAUUCUUGCGAGAUAUCAGUUGGCUGAAUUUGAGCUGUGUGUCCUAGGCAAUCUUUGCCCGGAAACUGUAGAGGAAGCUAUUGCUAUGGUUCCAUCUAUCAAGACAAGAGGACGGGCUCAGGAUGAUGAAGCAAUUGAGAAGAUGUUAAAUGACUUAUCACUGAUUAAGAAAUUUGAAUAAGAGUUUCUUACAGUUCUUGUAAAUCAUGGUCAGUUCUGUGAUGUACGGUAAGUGGUACUGUAUAACAUACCACUUGACAGCAAACAAUGUGUUUUGUAGUUAUUGCAGAACUCAUGCUGGUAAUAUAGCUACCUUACUGUGACUUUUAUUGAGGAGGAUUUGAAAAAGAUGGUAUGUGGUGCAUUGAGACUGUGUGUGGUAGGUUAUGAACUUAUGAUGAAAGAACACUGAUUAUUGUCUUGCCUGUAUUCUCCUAUAUGCAACAAAAGGGGAGCUAUUAUUUUUUUGCUUGUGACAUGAUUAGAGAACACAUUACACA
Medicago truncatula (barrel medic) is the source of this 866-nucleotide messenger RNA. RefSeq names its product DNA-directed RNA polymerase II subunit 4. The record is from RefSeq and is a predicted model, not a curated record. Bases 131 to 547 code for a protein of 138 amino acids. The transcript has 7 exons. Gene Ontology annotation, cellular component: RNA polymerase complex. Gene Ontology annotation, biological process: DNA-templated transcription initiation. NCBI's taxonomy places the organism in Eukaryota, Viridiplantae, Streptophyta, Magnoliopsida, Fabales, Fabaceae. Gene Ontology annotation, molecular function: nucleotide binding.